Messenger RNA from Salvia splendens (bonfire salvia), 980 nucleotides. Its product is annotated as mitochondrial import inner membrane translocase subunit PAM16 like 1. The transcript has 5 exons. The record is from RefSeq and is a predicted model, not a curated record. Bases 289 to 636 code for a protein of 115 amino acids. Gene Ontology annotation, biological process: protein import into mitochondrial matrix. Gene Ontology annotation, cellular component: TIM23 mitochondrial import inner membrane translocase complex. Lineage: Eukaryota; Viridiplantae; Streptophyta; Magnoliopsida; Lamiales; Lamiaceae.
CAUAUAAAACCAAAAUAGUCUACACAGAUGCCGCCUUCUUCAUCAACAACCCUCACACGAGAUUAACUCUUUCCCAAGAAAUAAAACGAAACGAAUCGAACCUCAUAUUUAAUUUAGGUCGUCGAACCCUUUCGCGAAUCCUAAACACAGAAAAACUUCCUCUUAUUCUGCUCUGAUUAUUUUUUUUUGUAUUUUAAGAUACGGAUUCUGUUCGAUCUUCUCUUGAACGUAUUGUAGGUUAUUUGGAGCUCAUUAAUCGAUUGGUGAUUGUGUUUUGCUCUUCUAGCCAUGGCAGCUAGAAUUCUUGCUAACUUGAUUGUCAUGGGUUCUGGAAUAAUGAUCAGGGCGUUUGCUCAAGCAUAUCGCCAGGCACUUGCAAACGCCUCAAAGACUGGUGCUGCACAAGAAGCAGUGGAAACUAUCAAAAGAGGUAGUAAAAUGAUGACUGAGGCGGAGGCUAGGCAAAUUCUUGGUGUCACUGAGAAUACACCAUGGGAAGAGAUUGUGAAGAGAUAUGACAAGUUGUUUGAGAGGAAUACUCAGAGUGGCAGUUUCUAUCUCCAAUCGAAGGUGGUUAGAGCAAAAGAAUGCCUGGAAAGUGUUGAGAAACCAAAGCAGCAGCAGAACUCGAGUUAAAUCGUUUUCUCCUGGUUCGUGAGAUAUCUCUUACUGAGCUGUGAAAUAUAGGGUAGUUAUAUUACUCUCGGAGAAGAUCGUUGUUUCUCAUAUAAUUCUUUUUGGGGUUCAACGCCUGGAAUAUGGUACAAAAAGUUUGAAGUGGCUGAAUUUCAUAUCUUAGUUGAGGAUCGGAAUGUGCGAUCCUACUGCUGUUUGUAAACACAACUUUCGUAUCCUAGCUAUAUCAUUAUAUAUGUGCGGUUAACGAAUAACCCUUGUAACUUUUUUGCACGAGCUAGGCUGUUUAUUCAGAAGAUGGCCUAUGUUCUCAUAGCUAUUGAUUUGAUGCUCUUGGUUUGGAA